This is a messenger RNA of Cheilinus undulatus (humphead wrasse), 1542 nucleotides long. Its product is annotated as leucine-rich repeat transmembrane neuronal protein 4-like. Bases 1 to 1440 code for a protein of 479 amino acids. Gene Ontology annotation, molecular function: protein binding. The record is from RefSeq and is a predicted model, not a curated record. The transcript is spliced from 2 exons. Gene Ontology annotation, cellular component: plasma membrane. NCBI's taxonomy places the organism in Eukaryota, Metazoa, Chordata, Actinopteri, Labriformes, Labridae.
AUGGAAGGGUCUGUGAUGUUGGACCGGAGGUUCUCGUGUCUUCUUCUGCAGGCGGCAGCUCUGCUGCUGCUCAGCGAGGGAGAGAGGAUGUGCCCUGCGAGUUGCAGCUGUGAAGGAAAGAUUGUUUAUUGCGAGUCUGGCAUCCUCCAAGACAUCCCAGUAAACAUCUCCACAGGAUGCCAGGGUCUGUCUCUGCGCUACAACAACCUGCUGGUCCUGUUGCCGUACCAGUUUGCUCAUCUCCAUCAGCUCAUCUGGUUACAGCUGAACCACAACUCUCUCCAUACCAUAGAUGCUUUAGCCUUCCAGGGUGUGCGCAGACUCAAAGAACUCAUCCUCAGCUCCAACAGAAUCUCUCAUCUGCACAACAACACAUUCAGAGCCAUACCCAACCUGCGCAACUUGGACUUAUCCUACAACCAUCUGCGGGCUCUGCAGCCUGGACAUUUUUAUGGUCUACGCAGGCUACAAAACCUCCACGUCCGAUCUAAUGGCCUGAGGCAGAUCACCCUUCGUACCUUUCUAGGGUGCCGCAGCUUGGAGUUUCUGGAUUUGGGUUUCAAUCGCCUGCGGAGCCUCACUCGCACAACCUUUUUAGGCCUGUUCAAGCUGAGGGAGCUUCAUUUAGAGCAUAAUCAAUUGUCCAGGGUUAAUUUCUACAUGUUCCCACUCCUUACCAACCUCCAGGCUCUUUAUUUACAGAGGAACUGCAUACGAACUAUCAGUCACAGCGUGCCUUGGACCUGGAACAAACUACAGAAGCUGGAUCUGUCAGGGAAUGAAAUCCAAAUGUUGGACCCGGUGAUUUUCCACUGUAUGCCAAACCUACAAACACUUAACCUCGAAUCAAACAAGCUCAGCAGUGUGCCUGUGGAAGCUGUGGCAGCGUGGACCUCACUCACCACCAUCAGUCUGGCAGGAAACUCCUGGGACUGCAGCCCGAGCAUCUGCCCGCUCAUGGGAUGGCUGAGAAACUCCAAAGAUCCCAAAUUCAUCAGUAUGAUCUGCAGCAGCCCCGAGUCGGUGCGGGGCGAGCGAGUCGUGGAUAUCCUGAGGAAUCACUCGACCUGUACGGCUAUUCUCACUCUCACAUCAAACCAAGUUUUCAACAUCACCACUGACGUCUCUCUGUAUGAUUACACAGAUCUGGAUUUUACCCACUCACCUGUUGAGGGAUUUACUCCUUCAUCUGUCCCUCCUAUUGAGACAGACAGAAAGACGACAGAGUCGACAACCAUGAGCCCUACUUCCUCCAUCUCCCCUGAACCCCCUACGUCAUUAAUCCCAGAGCUACAGUUCAAGCAUAUGGCUUUCUAUAAAAUCAUAGCAGGCAGCGUAGCGCUGCUCCUGUCAGUGUCAUUGAUCCUCCUGGUUAUCUAUGUGUCAUGGAGGCACUACCCCAACACCAUGAGGCAGCAGCAGCACUCAGUCACUGAUUAGUAAUAUAAAUGUAGCCCGCUGGUAAAUAAGGGGUUAAAAGAUUUAAUGUUUACGUGCAUAUAACGUUUAAAUUAAUGUAAUGUCUAAAUAAUAGAAAUGCCA